Messenger RNA from Zymoseptoria tritici IPO323, 516 nucleotides. RefSeq lists its product as uncharacterized. The record is from RefSeq and is a predicted model, not a curated record. Gene Ontology annotation, cellular component: membrane. Bases 1 to 516 code for a protein of 171 amino acids. Lineage: Eukaryota; Fungi; Ascomycota; Dothideomycetes; Mycosphaerellales; Mycosphaerellaceae. The transcript has 3 exons. Gene Ontology annotation, molecular function: copper ion transmembrane transporter activity. Gene Ontology annotation, biological process: copper ion transmembrane transport.
AUGGACCACGGCGCCCACGGCGGGCAUGGCGGGCACGGCGGAAUGGACCACUCCGAACCCAUGUGCAGCAUGAACAUGCUCUUCACCUGGGACACGGAGAACCUCUGCAUCGUCUUCAGCGGCUGGCGUGUGACCGGGACUCUAUCUCUGAUCGUCUCCCUCCUUGCCAUCAUCGUCAUGACAGCGGGGUACGAAGCUGUGCGAGAGGCGUCGAGGAGGUACGAGGCAAAAGUCGCGGCGCGGGUGGGACAGAAGGGUAGUGGAGCUCCUCCGAACCGCGAGGACACCGAUACCGAACGACGCUCACUCCUACGAUCAGGGAACCCUGCCAAGGCAGACGAAGGCAGGAUCACGAAGGCGGCGUUCUAUGCUGUGCAGGUCUUCUACUCGUUCUUCAUCAUGCUGUUGUUCAUGACCUACAACGGCUGGAUUAUGCUCGCUGUCGGCGUCGGUGCAUUCGUCGGAUAUCUCAUGUUCAGCGGCUCCGCCGCUACCAAGAGCGCUGCUUGCCACUAG